Molecule: messenger RNA, 476 nt
Organism: Neurospora tetraspora
Lineage: Eukaryota; Fungi; Ascomycota; Sordariomycetes; Sordariales; Sordariaceae
Exons: 1
Coding region: 71-265 (64 amino acids)
Source: RefSeq, a predicted model, not a curated record
UGUGUGCCCUUGCUUCAUUCUGUGAACUCAUUUCGUCGGUGAACGCUCGGGAUUCCAGGUGAGAGCAGUGAUGGUGUCUUGGCGGGAGAUGCGUCGGACUGAUCGGGUGGCAUCUGGAAUCCUCCCUCUCCUGAGUCCUGCAUCAAUGCCAUGGCUCCUUGAUGCGGUUGCUACGGUUGCUUUGGCAGCUGCAGGCGGGCGUGCAUGUGGUGCUGUUUCCGCUGUUUUCUUUUUUCCCCCUUCUUUUUGGGCGGUGACACGGUGACAACCUAAGCCUGGCCGGGGAUUUUGCCCCUGAACGUCCGCCCCCUGACUGCCCAGACUGCUCGCUCACGGCACCAGACGAAAAGCGGGAGAGAAAGGACAGGUCACGUGGAAAUGCCUGACAUUCCAGGCCAACAAUCACAAGACCAUUGCAGGGGCAAGCAGGGGCCAGUCCGGCGCUGAGGUGUCCUCGCCUUAUCGUUCCUGCCAGC